Messenger RNA from Camelina sativa (false flax), 637 nucleotides. Its product is annotated as serine rich endogenous peptide 7-like. Lineage: Eukaryota; Viridiplantae; Streptophyta; Magnoliopsida; Brassicales; Brassicaceae. The record is from RefSeq and is a predicted model, not a curated record.
GUUUAACUUCUUGGUAUUUUCACUUUUUCUCUCUUCUUAGAUAUAUAAAUACAUGUCUCUACGAACCAAAAGAAAGAGAUUAAAAUUAACAAGUGUAAGAGAGACACAAAGAAAGAUGGGAAAGAAGUGUUCAACACUAUUACCUCAAGUGCUCGUUCUGCUUCUGCUGCUUUGCGUCUUCCCGGCUUCAUUCUCAGUCAGAGGUUCGGUUCAUCAAAUGGGGAAAACAGAACCUACAAACGAAAUCUCACCUGAACGAGUUCUCUACCAAUCAACCAAACCUGCUACUUUUAAAGUAAAAAUACGUGGAUUUGAAGAGAAGGGACAAGAACAAACGCAAUCCCGAAAUAGCAAAACAUCUUCAAGAAGCGUGGAGAAAACUCACCAGUCAGAAGGAAGAAGACUCAUGGGCAUUUAUAUUCCAAAUGCGGGUAUAAGAGCAGGAUCUUCAAAAAGUGGACGGGGUGGUGGUAGCAACCCCUAGAACUUCUUCGAAUACCCUGUAGUAUAUGAAUGUAACAUUUAUUUUCUGCAGACAGUUCAUACGUAUGUAUUUUAAUUAAGAAGUUUCAGUUUUGCGUAAUUUUAUGUUAGUGUAAUGUUUAAGUGUUUUUACUAAAGGUUUCUCUAAACAUUA